AUGCGGAAAGAUGACGCAGAUAGCGAAGCUCUUGAGCCUCUCGCCGGAGCUGCGAGCCAUCAUGAGGAGGCCGAUGACGAAGCGAUCGAGCAGUUCCCUGAUCUUCCCACAGACCUCGCUUCGGGGGAGGUAGUGGCGUUUGCAAAGACCUUCGGCCUCAGUCACAAGCUCGACGUUCUGCAGAAAGCGGCCUUGCUGAUACAGACUGACGUUGCGAUUCAUCAGAUCCCGGGCAUCACGGCGCCUGAGCUUAAGGCCCUCCGGGACGAAACGACCCGGAAAUGGAGGCAGCCCUUCCUGAUGUAUCUCACCGUCGUGGUCACGGCGUUGGGAGCAAUGGGCCAAGGAUGGGCGCAGACGAGCAUGAACGGCGCAAAUCUGUACUUUCCCAAUGCAUUUGGCAUCGAUGCCGAUACGCCGCGCAACAACAUGAUCCUUGGCUUGCUCAACUCUGGAAUCUAUCUCAGCAACGGUCUGCUUGGUGCUUGGCUUGUGGCACCACUCAAUCAACGCCUCGGUCGCCGCGGAGCCGUAUUCGGUGCCACUUUGGUCUCUUUCAUUACCAACAUUGGAGGCGCGCUGACACAGAACUGGCAACAACUACUCUUCUUCCGGUUACUCUUGGGCUGUGCACUGGGAGUCAUUAGCAGCACACUCAACGUCUUUGCUGCAGAAUGUAUCCCUGCUGCCAUUCGCGGUGGGCUAGCAGUGUCCUGGCAGAUGUUUUGCGCCUUUGGAAUCUUUACUGGCUUUGUUGCCAACGUUGCAGUAUACGAUUUCGGCCCAAACACCUGGCGGCUCCAAUUAGCCGGACCUGUGCUCUCCACCAUCCCGCUUCUGGCUCUUAUCUACGUAUGUCCCGAAUCUCCGGCCUGGAGGAUCAAACAUGGUGGCCGCUACGACCUGGCGUACCAGUCACUUGUUAAGCUGCGAAACACAGAGCUCCAGGCCGCCAAAGAGCUCUAUCUCUCGCAUCUUCAGCGCUCUAACAAGGAAGAGGCCCACACUUCGUAUUUGAAGCAAAUAGCCGAGCUGUUCACCAUCCCACGCAUCCGCCGUGCAACACUCGGAGCAUACACGGUCAUGGUCUGUCAGCAGCUUUGCGGGAUCAACAUCAUUAGCUUUUACUCGUCCACAAUCUUCGCCGAUGCCGACUUCUCAACCUUCGGCGCCCUGAUGGCGUCAACGGUUUUUGGGUUUGUCAAUUUUGUUGGUGCAUUUCCUGCUGUGUGGACGAUGGACACACUGGGUCGCCGGUCGUUGCUUCUCCUUACCCUUCCUUUCAUGGCUGUCACGAUGCUUGCGGCCGGACUGGCCUACAGUAUCCCACAGGAAAGCCCUGCGCACUUUGGACUGCUGGCUACGAUGAUCUACCUCUUCUGCGCCGAGUACUCGCCUGGUAUGGGUCCAGUCCCCGCUGCAUACGCCGCUGAGGUAUUCCCACUUUCGCACCGAGAAAUUGGCAUGAGUUCGGCCGUCGCUUUCACCAACAUUUGGGCGUCGGCGCUGUCAUUGACCUUCCCACAGCUCCUGUCGACCUUAGGCUCGCAGGGCGCGUUUACUCUGUAUGCUGGUCUCAACGUGGUAGCCCUGAUCUUGGUCUUCCUCUGCGUCCCGGAGACCCGGCUGAAAACCUUGGAAGAGCUGGACGACGUGUUCUCGAUCAGCACAAGAAAGUUCAUUCGAUAUCAGGUCACGGAAUAUUUGCCAUGGUGGACGAGGAGAUACCUGCUGCGUCAGAAAAAAGCCGAGCUGCAGCCGCUGGAAGGUGACGACGGAUACAGCGAACUGGAUCAGGAGGAUGAUCUAUGA
Cyphellophora europaea CBS 101466 is the source of this 1812-nucleotide messenger RNA. RefSeq lists its product as uncharacterized. Lineage: Eukaryota; Fungi; Ascomycota; Eurotiomycetes; Chaetothyriales; Cyphellophoraceae. The transcript has a single exon. Gene Ontology annotation, biological process: transmembrane transport. Gene Ontology annotation, cellular component: membrane. The record is from RefSeq and is a predicted model, not a curated record. Bases 1 to 1812 code for a protein of 603 amino acids. Gene Ontology annotation, molecular function: myo-inositol:proton symporter activity.